This is a messenger RNA of Drosophila obscura, 2657 nucleotides long. Its product is annotated as nose resistant to fluoxetine protein 6-like. The record is from RefSeq and is a predicted model, not a curated record. Gene Ontology annotation, molecular function: acyltransferase activity, transferring groups other than amino-acyl groups. Lineage: Eukaryota; Metazoa; Arthropoda; Insecta; Diptera; Drosophilidae. The transcript has 8 exons. The coding region runs from base 29 to 2182 and encodes 717 amino acids.
AAAAACCAUCAAUUGAAAAGGUUUUAGCAUGGUGAACGUUUUAGGCACUCUGUUUGUCUGCGGACUGGUAAUCGUCAGUGCUACAGAGCCGAAGGAGCAAGAUGUCUUACAGGACUACCAGCGCCUGAUGGGGCUGCGCUCUCUGGGAGUCGAGUUUGCCGAGCACUUUCGCAAUGAGUCCCUCACGGACUUGGAUCUAUUCAACUCCCGAAUACCCAGUCAAGAGGAUCUGUUGUGUCUCGCGGACAUGGCUCAGUUCAUGCAGGCUCUGACUGGUGGACAAUUGUGGGCACUGAAGAUGAUCGACGCUUGGGGCUCCAUUCCCUCGGGUCUACUGUACGGCAAUAGCUUCCAUCUAGGUAACUUCGAUGAAUGCGUCAAGAUCAGCAAGCAGAUCACCCAAGCUCACACAAUAAGAGGAAAGUACUGUUUUCUCAUCGUACCCAUUGGUACUACAAAUCAGUUGACGGCGUUAGGAUCCACAUCACUAAGGAUUGGAUCUUGCUUUCCGGCGUCCUGCUCUGCCGCUCAUAUGGAUACGUUUGUGGGUCAAUUAAUGCAGCAACUGUUCAACUCGAGCAGCACAAGCAUAAAAUUCAGCGAGACCAGCUGCCAGACAAAUGAGUCUAUUCCAUGGGAUGGCAUGACCAUUUUCACAGUUGUGCUUCUUGGCUUGAUGGGCUCUGGUGUGGCCCUCUGCACGCUCUACGACUACUUCUGUUCUAAAGAUAAGAGUGAGGGCCUUCCUACGGUCGUAAAGAUAUUCUCUGCACGUGCCAGUUCCCGCGCUAUCUUUCGCGUUGUGGACAGCAAAUCGAAUCCAAACGUGAUCAGUUGCCUACAUGGAAUUCGCUGCGUAUCCUUGAUCUGGGUGAUUUUUAGCCAUGAAUACGUUUACUCACUAAUUUCUCCGAACAUAAAUACUUUCAAAAUGGUUUCGUGGGCCGUGCAGCCCUUUUCCAGCUUUAUUGUGCACGGAUUUUUCUCGGUGGAUUCAUUUUUCUUUAUUGGUGGCCUGCUAGUGGCAAUGGUUGCCCUCCGCUCAAUGGACAAAUCCAAGGGAAAGCUGAAUGUGCCGUUGAUGUAUCUGCAUCGCUUUAUACGCAUUAUCCCGAUCUUGGCAGUGGCAAUUUUAGUUUACAUCAAGCUGAUGCCAGUUAUUUCUGGGGGACCUAUUUUCAAAGGUGGAUUUCAUGGCAAAGCCGCCUGUGAAAAGGGCUGGUUCUGGACGCUGCUGUUCAUUCAGAAUUAUGCAACAACAAAUAUUUGCCUGGAUCAUUCUUGGUACUUGGCCGUGGACAUGCAACUAUACCUAAUCUCUCCGCUCCUGCUGAUUGCUCUGUAUAAGUGGGGCAAGAAGGCAGCCGCUGGCAUUGCGGUGCUGGUGCUUCUCGUCUCGUCCUGCCUCUUUGCCACAAUGAUGGUCAACAACUACUCGAUGCUCAUUAAGAACGGAAUGAAAGGAAAUGCCGGUCAGAAACUGUACUUGGCCACACACACGCAUGCGGCUCCUUGGCUCAUUGGAUUUCUCUUCGGGUACUUCUUGCACCUCAAUCGGGGGAAGAAGUUCCAGUUAAGCCAGAUUGCCGUGUGGUCUGGAUGGGUGCUUAGCCUUGCCAUGGUCUUCACAUCGAUCUUUGCAUUGUAUCCUGCUGCCCAGUGGAGUGCUCCACCUCUGUCCACCCUCGAGGAGUCUUUCUACUACACACUCACCCGAGUGGCGUGGCCACUAGCUCUGUGUUGGAUCGUGUUUGCCUGCAUGCAAGGCUAUGGUGGUCUGGCAGACAGCUUUCUAUCCUCUCCUUUAUGGCAGCCACUCUCGAGACUCUCCUAUUCCGUGUACAUCUGGCACCUUUUCAUACAGGAAGUAAACAGUAGAAACGUUCGAACGAAUACAUAUUUCUCGAACUACAAUUUGAUGCUGAAUUUCUGGUGUGACUUUGGGUUCACUCUCUUGAUGUCGUAUGUGUUAUACAUUAUAAUUGAGGCUCCUUUAGCCGGAUUCGACAGUCUCCUUGUUCCCCGGGCAAAGACUGUUGUCCAGACAUCAGCUGCCAUCGAACCAAAGGAAGCUUUGGUCGAUGUCCAUCAGAAGCAGCUGAAUGCCAUCGAAACCAGGAAGCAGGAGGAACCUGAAGUGACGGAAGUAAAUGCCCCAUCGGUUGACACUGCCCAGCUUUAGAUUAAGUACAAUAAGUCUUUGUUGUUAGUAUGUGAGGACUUAAGAAUUUCAUAAAUUGUUUGGGUAUCUAUAGACAAUAGAUGUUCAUAACAUUUGAUAGUACGAUAAGGCUAAUGACAAGAUAGCAGUCUUUGAAGCGCUUCCAAAUAGGAGAGCUCUGAGUAAUGCAUUAUUUAUUUACUGCUUUAGCGCCACAUUGUGAUUCAUCAAGUGAAAAUGAAACCGAGACACGCUUAAGUACCCAAGAAAUGGUAUAUCAAGGAAGUCAAGAGCAAAGAAAUUUUAAAACUGAUUCUGAUUAAAACUGAUACUACUAAUGGGUAGUAUUAUUUUUAUGAUUCAUAUAAAAGUAGCCGGGAAUAAUAUUUGGCGCCAUGCAACAAAUGAAUCACAACUGAUUGGCGAUUUUCGAUUAUCAGGCACACAUGUGGCACACUAAUCUCAAAGCCUGCCAAUAUUAACGUAUACAAAUUAA